This is a messenger RNA of Pan troglodytes (chimpanzee), 515 nucleotides long. RefSeq names its product FKBP prolyl isomerase 2 (gene FKBP2). Gene Ontology annotation, molecular function: peptidyl-prolyl cis-trans isomerase activity. The record is from RefSeq and is a predicted model, not a curated record. Gene Ontology annotation, cellular component: endoplasmic reticulum. Gene Ontology annotation, biological process: protein peptidyl-prolyl isomerization. NCBI's taxonomy places the organism in Eukaryota, Metazoa, Chordata, Mammalia, Primates, Hominidae. The transcript has 5 exons. The coding region runs from base 1 to 429 and encodes 142 amino acids.
AUGAGGCUGAGCUGGGUCCGGGUCCUGACAGUACUGUCCAUCUGCCUGAGCGCCGUGGCCACGGCCACGGGGGCCGAGGGCAAAAGGAAGCUGCAGAUCGGGGUCAAGAAGCGGGUGGACCACUGUCCCAUCAAAUCGCGCAAAGGGGAUGUCCUGCACAUGCACUACACGGGGAAGCUGGAAGAUGGGACAGAGUUUGACAGCAGCCUGCCCCAGAACCAGCCCUUUGUCUUCUCCCUUGGCACAGGCCAGGUCAUCAAGGGCUGGGACCAGGGGCUGCUGGGGAUGUGUGAGGGGGAAAAGCGCAAGCUGGUGAUCCCAUCCGAGCUAGGGUAUGGAGAGCGGGGAGCUCCCCCAAAGAUUCCAGGCGGUGCAACCCUGGUGUUCGAGGUGGAGCUGCUCAAAAUCGAGCGACGAACUGAGCUGUAACCAGACUGGGGAGGGGCAGGGGGAGAGGCCCCCAUCAGGGACCAGACUGUUCCAAAAAACAAACAAAAAAACACUUAAAAGCCCAA